UAAAAUAGAAGAAGAAAAGGACAAAUUCGUAUGCAAUCACAUCGCCACAUUUUGAACUCUCAGCAUAACUGAAGUUGGUCCAUGUUAUUGACGUAUUAUUAUUCAGGAACCUCACACACAGCGACCAUCAGCAAUCUGCUCUGAAAGUUAUUUGUGGAAGCUGUGGUGUGAAAUGUGACUUAGAAUGGAAACUCCCUCCUUUUGGUUUUGAGCUUGCGGACAGAUGAGCAAACGAACGCCUCUUAAGACAGGAACUUUUCAUCUGAGCUGGAUAUAAGAUACAUCGAGAAUGCGGGACCGGACCAAAGAACUGGGCAAUCCUCCUGAUGUCUCGGAUGAAGAUAAAGAGACCACUCUCAUGAUAAAGCCUGGAUCUGGGAGCUCAGCAAAUGACGAUAAAGAAAAUGAAAACUUCUUUAAAAAGGUUCAGGAGAUUCGAGAGGGGCUUGAAACAAUUAAAAGGAAAGUGUCUGAACUGGAGAACAAACAGAAAACAGUGUUAGGAGUUGCACUUCCAGAGGAAAGUAUGAAAAAGGAACUGCAGUCCCUCAGAGAAGACAUCAAAGUCAUGACCAGCCAGAUCCAAAAGAAGUUAAAAAGCAUCGAACCUAAGAAAGCUGAAGGUGAAGAGAUAUAUAUUUCGGUAAAUGUUAGAAUGCGGAGAACCCAGCAUGGCGUUUUGUCCCGUGAAUUUCUGGAAGUGAUGGGUCACUGUAACACAAUUCAAGCCCAAUACAGAGACAGAAAUGUGGAGAGGAUACACAGACAACUCAAAAUCACUGGUAACAAUGUGACAGAUGAGGAGCUGGAAUCGAUGCUUGAGAGUGGACAAACCGAUGUUUUCACACAAAAUAUUUUGAAUGAUGCUAAAGCUACCAGACAGGCUCUGAACGAGAUCGAGUCACGGCAUGAUGAGAUCAUCAAGCUAGAGAAAAGCAUUAAAGAGCUACAUGACAUGUUUCAGUACCUUGCAAUGGAGGUUGAAGCACAGGGUGAAAUGGUGGACAGGAUUGAGGAGAGCAUAAAGAGUUCCCAUAAUUAUGUGGAAAAGGCUGUUGCUGACACAGCUGCUGCUGUAGUAACUUCCAGAAAAGUCCGCAAAAAAAAAAUAUGGAUUGCAUUAUGUCUUGCUAUUUUGCUUGUAAUAAUAGCCAUUAUUGUGGCUGUCAAUUUUAUUUGAGCUUUUUUUUUUUACAGCUGCUUUUUUUCCUACAAAGGACAUGAUUUAGAUUUCCUGAAAAUGUAUCUGCUGCACCACUGGGACAUUCAAAGUAACCUGGUCAAAACGGUUUGAAUUAACUGAUUACUUUAUUGACUGUUUUCUAGAUGGUAUACUUAAUUUGCAGAAACCAACACUAAAACAUGGUCAUUUGGGUAGAUUAACAAAAAUGAUUCCUAAUAAGAUUCCUAAUAUAUACCGCUUCAAGCUCAAGAACUCUGAAUGAUGGGCCAAUUGUCUUUGUAAUGUUUAGUUGUCUUUUGUGCUAUCUGUUGUGAUUUAUCUUUUUGUAAUGCCAUUUCAAACUUGAAAUUUGCUAAAAUAGCUUUUUGAGGUCAUUUGUGUAUAUAUAAAAACUAAUUUUAUACUCUGCAUUAUAGUAUACAACUUCUCUUGUUCUCACAAUGACGUUGCAUACUUGUAUAUUUUAACUUAUCUGUGCUCUGUCCCAGUUAAGACAUGCACUUUUAAGAUAAUUAUGUACAGUUGUUUAUUGCCUCAACCGUGGUGCCUUUGAGCAAUAACUUUUAGCUGCCCAUUGUGUGGCACUAUAAGUGUCAAGAUCACCAAGAGUGCAGUUUAUCUGGUUUCAGUUUGCAGCCUGUACUGCCACACAUUUCAUUCUGGUGUAAAAUUGUAAUUUUUAAAUAAAGUGCAUUAUAUAUCUGA
Molecule: messenger RNA, 1888 nt
Organism: Carassius gibelio (silver crucian carp)
Lineage: Eukaryota; Metazoa; Chordata; Actinopteri; Cypriniformes; Cyprinidae
Product: syntaxin-4
Exons: 11
Coding region: 290-1180 (296 amino acids)
Biological process (GO): intracellular protein transport; vesicle fusion; exocytosis
Cellular component (GO): endomembrane system; SNARE complex; plasma membrane
Molecular function (GO): SNARE binding; SNAP receptor activity
Source: RefSeq, a predicted model, not a curated record